AUGAUACUUUUUAGGAUAAGCAUUAACCCACUUACUAGGGCGGUUGUCUUUGGUUUGAUAUUGAGCGUGUUUUUCGUAUUCACUUGCUCUUCAUCUUCAUCCAAACCCAGUUCUAAACCAACAACACCCCCUGGUAUGGCUAAUCACCAAGGCAAUGAUAACUCUGGUUCAGGAGGUCCAAACACGAGGUGGGGCCAUGAAGCUGCCCCGGAUGGCAGCUGGGAGUACAGCUGGAGAACUAGUUCAGUCCCUGGAGGCUCUAGCUUUGCUUAUGGCUCAGCUUCGGCAAGAUCGUCUGGUAGUGGUGGUGGUAGUAGUAGUGGGUUUGGGUUUAGUUCGGGUUCUGGAGGAGCGGGUGCUGGUUCAGGUUCUGGAGGAGCGGGUGCUGGUUCAGGUUCAGGUUCUAGAGGGGUGGGUGCUGGUUCAGGUCAAGGUCGAGCUCGAGAUCGAGAUCUCCUGCAGAAUCAGCAUAUGUUUGGGCAACCUCAUAUGCAUAUGCCACCCUAUGGGGCUGGGUUUUAUUAUGAUAUGCCAUUUCCUGCUUUUCCUAUGGGGCCAAUGUUCGGACCAUAUGGCACGGAUGAUAAUGGUGGACGUGGUAGAGGGGGUGGUAGUGCUGGGGCUAGUCGCUAG
Messenger RNA from Beta vulgaris subsp. vulgaris (sugar beet), 633 nucleotides. RefSeq names its product glycine-rich cell wall structural protein 2. The record is from RefSeq and is a predicted model, not a curated record. The transcript has a single exon. NCBI's taxonomy places the organism in Eukaryota, Viridiplantae, Streptophyta, Magnoliopsida, Caryophyllales, Amaranthaceae. The coding region runs from base 1 to 633 and encodes 210 amino acids.